Messenger RNA from Penicillium hordei, 747 nucleotides. RefSeq lists its product as uncharacterized. The record is from RefSeq and is a predicted model, not a curated record. NCBI's taxonomy places the organism in Eukaryota, Fungi, Ascomycota, Eurotiomycetes, Eurotiales, Aspergillaceae. The transcript is spliced from 2 exons. The coding region runs from base 1 to 747 and encodes 248 amino acids.
AUGUCUCAACAAACCGUCAUUCUCAUUACAGGCGCGAAUUCAGGAGUCGGCUACGCAACCGCCCAAAUUCUCGCCGCACACCCGAACCACCAUAUAAUCUUAGCCUGCCGUGACCCGAAGAAGGGCCAACAAGCCCUCUCCGAACUCCAAAGCAAAGACCUCAAGGGAACUCUAUCCCUCCUCCAGCUAGACGUGGAAGACGACACCUCCAUAGCCCAAGCAGUCGACACCGUAUCCAAACAAUUCAAUCGACUCGACAUCCUACUCAACAACGCCGGCUCCGCCGCACCUAACAGCAGCGGCCGCGCCAGACUGAACCAGAUCUUCUCGACGAACGUGAUCGGCGCAACACUAGUCUCAGAGGCCUUCAUCCCCCUCCUCCUCAAAUCAGAAAACCCCUAUCUGAUCCACGUCUCCAGUGGUCUGGGCUCGAUGAAACUGGCAACUGAUCCCAGCAGUGAAGUUUAUGCUGUGCCUUGGGAUGAGUAUCGCGCAAGUAAGGCGGCGCUGAAUAUGAUAACUGUUCAGAUGCAUAAGCGGUUGCAGAGCCGUGGUGUGCGUAUUUUUGCGUUCUGUCCUGGUCUUGUGAGGUCGAAUCUGAGGGGCGAGGAUGAGACUGCUGUUAGUGCGCAUGGAAGCGCUGGGGAUCCGUUGGAGGCUGGGAGAGGGAUUUUGGGGAUUAUACUUGGUGAGAGGGAUGGGGAGGCUGGUGGGUUUGUUAAUAAGGAUGGUCCGUUGCCUUGGUAG